This is a messenger RNA of Xenopus laevis (African clawed frog), 1370 nucleotides long. RefSeq names its product sulfotransferase family 1B member 1 S homeolog (gene sult1b1.S). The record is from RefSeq and is marked provisional. Gene Ontology annotation, cellular component: cytoplasm. Lineage: Eukaryota; Metazoa; Chordata; Amphibia; Anura; Pipidae. Gene Ontology annotation, molecular function: sulfotransferase activity.
GGGAUAGAGGUGGGAACGGCUGGACUAUACAGACUGCAGGAGCCCAGGAACUAUGAGCCAAAUUGGGGAUUACAACGAGGUUAUAAUGGGUGCACCACAGGAUUUGUUCUACAGAUUCCAGCUGCUCCCUGUUCAUGGGAUUCCCUUUAUGAAACCCAUUGCAGAUAACUGGGAUAGGAUAGAGACAUUUCAGGCCAAGCCAGAUGACCUCCUCAUUGCAACGUAUCCCAAAGCAGGUACCACCUGGAUGCAGGAGAUAGUGGAUUCCAUCAUGAACGCUGGAGACCUGAAAAAAGUAAAACGUGCCCCCACGCACGUCCGAUUCCCUUUCCUCGAAAUCUGCAACCCUUCACCUGUCCCUUGUGGAGUCGAUGUCUUGGAAGAGACACAAUCUCCACGAAUAAUAAAAACUCAUCUUCCUUAUGAACUCAUCCCGAAAUCCUUCUGGGAACAUGAGUGCAAGGUGAUCUAUGUUGCACGCAACGCAAAGGACAAUGCUGUCUCUUAUUACUACUUUGAUCUGAUGAACAAGACUCAGCCGCACCCCGGCACCUGGGAGGAGUAUGUGGGAAAGUUCUUAAAAGGAAAUGUGCCCUGGGGUGGCUGGUUCCAUCAUGUUAUCGGCUGGUGGAAAGCCAGGGCCAAACACCAAAUCUUGUACGUCUUCUAUGAGGACAUGAAAGAGGACCCAAAGCGUGAGAUCCGCAAGGUGAUAAGGUUCCUGGGGAAGGAGUUAUCUGAGGACCUUCUUGAGAAGAUCUGUCAGCACACCUCUUUCAAGGCCAUGAAGGAAAACCCCAUGGCUAAUUACAGUGCCAUGCCAGACAGUGUCUUGGACCAGACCAUCUCACCGUUUAUGCGGAAAGGGGAAGUCUCUGACUGGAAGAAUCAUUUCACUGUACAGCAGAAUGAGAUGUUUGAUGCCGAGUACCAGAAGAGAAUGGAAGGAACGGACCUCAAAUUCCGUUGCAGUAUCUGAGCGCGUCAAAGACUCCGAGGAGAUUUGGGCAGGAACUAUUGUAGGAAGCCAACUCAACUCUAUAGAUGAAGAAAGCUUAAUAGAACAAGGGAUGUAACAGCUUGAUAUGUCCCUGUCCUGCCAAGCCAAUAUAUCUGAGCACAAGGCAACACCAACAUAUAACAAAGGAUAAACAUUGCAAUCAUGUGAAGAGUCAGAUUGUGGGGAUCCCUAUCAACAGAGGGGUGAUCAGUGAUUAUUCGGUGAGGGGUAGAGAGAUUUUACCAUCAGCAUUGGAAGUUUUCUGAAUUGCAAGGAAAAUCAGGUUAUGGAAUUUCCAUGGGGAUCUGGUAUUUCUUAAAUGUUAUCGAAUAAAAACUGACUAUAUCAUCUAAUAAAACAAAUUAAGGUG